GAAGGCAGGGUGCCACCCUUCCUGCCCUCUUCUUUUCCGUUUAGGGUCAGCAAGGGGUUGUCGCCGGCAUCCGCAUCCAGGAUGAAGAACUAUAAAGCAAUUGGCAAAAUAGGAGAGGGAACAUUUUCUGAAGUUAUGAAGAUGCAGAGCCUAAGAGAUGGAACCUACUAUGCAUGUAAACAAAUGAAACAGCACUUUGAAAGUAUUGAGCAAGUGAACAAUCUGCGAGAGAUACAAGCUCUGCGAUGCCUGAAUCCACACCCAAACAUUCUUACGCUGCAUGAAGUGGUUUUUGACAGAAAAUCUGGUUCUCUUGCACUAAUAUGUGAACUUAUGGACAUGAAUAUUUAUGAACUAAUAAGAGGGAGAAGACAACCAUUAUCAGAAAAAAAAAUUAUGCACUAUAUGUAUCAGUUGUGUAAGUCCCUUGACCACAUGCACAGAAAUGGAAUAUUUCACAGAGAUGUAAAACCAGAAAAUAUUCUAAUAAAGCAGGACAUCCUGAAACUGGGGGACUUUGGGUCCUGCUGCAGUGUCUAUUCCAAGCAGCCAUAUACAGAAUACAUCUCCACCCGCUGGUACCGGGCACCAGAGUGUCUCCUCACUGAUGGGUUCUACACGUACAAGAUGGACCUGUGGAGCGCAGGCUGUGUGUUUUAUGAGAUUGCCAGUCUACAGCCCCUCUUCCCUGGAGCGAAUGAACUGGACCAGAUCUCAAAAAUCCAUGAUGUCAUUGGCACUCCUGCUCAGAAGACCCUCACCAAGUUCAAACAGUCGAGAGCUAUGAGUUUUGAUUUUCCUUUUAAAAAGGGGUCAGGAAUACCUCUACUGACAGCCAAUUUGUCCCCGCAAUGUCUGUCUCUCCUGCACGCAAUGGUGGCCUAUGAUCCUGACGAGCGAAUCGCUGCCCACCAGGCCCUACAGCAUCCCUACUUCCAAGAGCAGAGGGCAGCUGAGCUGCAGGUCCUGGCCAGCCACAGAAGAACUCUCUUACCAGAGCAUCCUAUGGCACUGGAACCACUCAGUCACAACUGGCACGCCUCAAAGGAGAGCAGAAAGCAGAAACAGCCCCUGAGGCAAGAGGAGGAUGCCAAGAGACUGGGACCUGCCUGCCUGAUGCAGCUGCCCAAGCUGAGGCUUUCGGGAGUGACCAGACUGUCAUCAUGUUCCAGCCCCACGCUGCGGUCUGUGCUCGGCUCUGGAACCAAUGGAAGAGUCCCAGUGUUGAGACCCUUGAAGUGUGUGGGGCCGAACAAGAAGACAGACCCGCAGAAGGACAUCAAGCCUAACCUGAAACAGUGCCGCCUGCCCACGAUUGCCAGGAAAGGUGGAGGGUACUGAGCCACUUGCCGUCUCACCCUCUUGGAGAGUAAGAGCUGGCACCAUGGGGCAGGCCGGGCCCGUGUCUGACAGUAGAUGGAGGCCCAAGAAGAUGCCUGGCAUGGGCUCCAUGUGAGGCCUGGCGGCCCUGGAUGCGCUGCCCUGUGGCUUCGCCUGACUCAAGCGGGAGCUGGCCAGCCCGGGACUACCCCUGAGCACGUGCUUGCAUCCCCCAAACAGCUGUACUGUAUGUUCCAGUUUAAUACAUUUGUAAAACCACCUCAUCCUAGGAUUUUAUUUCAUUUCCAUAACAUAGAGAUUUGAGGUGGGAAAUAUUUUGUAACUUUUAUACGAAUCAAAAAGAUAAGGCUGGGAGCGGGUGGCACAUGCCUGUAAUCCUAACCCUGGGAAAGUGGACGCAGGAAGACGGAGAGCUCAAGGCCAGGUGGAGACAGGCUUGGUUGGAAGGUGAGUUCUGCAUGUUACUGUCUCUACUUCUUUACCCACAGUGCCCUGGGCGCUCCAGCUGUGGCAGUGUGCAGCACCUUCCAGGCUGUGCUGUUGGAGACUGCUGAUUUUUAUUAAAGAACAAGCUGUCACCACAGCAGUUCAUCUUAACAUUCUCUGAUUUGAACUUACUGUUAGUAGCUGUUUCUUUGCCCUAGCUUUAGCGGCCGUAUUAGGAUAAUUGAUUGUGUUAGGGAAACUUUAGUGUGGCUUAGUUGUGUCUCCCUUGAAAAACCAUCAGAGAAUGAGGACAAGCUUGUCCUCAGAGCCCCUGUUGCUCCCCACUGAGCCACAGCUGGGCACAUGGCACCUCAGCUUCUGGUGCAUGGGUUCCCCUGGGUGCACAGGACCCACUGCCUGGUUGCCAGUGGUGCCUGGAGCCUUGUUUUCAGAGUGCCAAUCUGAAGUUGCCCUAAAAAAGGAAGCAGUUGCACUGUGGGGUGAGAUGGGAACACUGCAGAGUAACCAUGGUCCUGGGGGAUUCAAAGCGCAGGGCACUCGUGGGCCAGGUGCUGGGCGCAGGGACAAGUUUCUAAGCCUCACCCCACCCCAUGCUGGUAGGCAAGUGCUCUAUCACUCAGUCGCUCCUCCAGCCUCUGUUAACCCUCUUUUUGUAUAGCAUAGCAUGCAUCUAAUGUGUGCGUGUGUAUUUUCCAUCUUCUCAAACACAUUAAGACGAGAAAGAGUUUUCAGGUUAGUGUCUAGUCUCUUUGUUCUAUUGAGGCAAAUUUCUGAUCCUUUCCUUCCAGGUCUUUGCACUGGCCCUACCCCAGGCUACCCGCAGAGUAGUGGGGUGGCAGCGAGAACCACAGGACAGCUGGGUAAUAGGAGGAGCAUGUGGAGCUACAUGUAGGUGGGGCACCAUGGAGUGGGCAUGCAACCCACACAAGUGCAAGACCAAAAAUGAGACCUAAGGGAGGGGCGUUCUGGCCUCCUCCACACUCACCUGAGCCCUGAUAUGGCCCUCAAGUGCCCCUGGAGGGGUCCUGGCAUGGGGGAAGUUGUCUGAGCCUGGGAGCCUGCAGUGGAUGCUCAGCCAGGUUCACAGCCAUGGAGGAGACCAGAUUCCCACCAGCUCAGUGCAGAAAGGGCUCACAGACAAGCCAGAGGAGUGGACAUGGUGGCUGGCCCCAAGAAGGACCUUCAAGGGAGGGAAGCUGUGCUGAGGGGACAGAGAAUAAAUCCCAAGAGAGGAUGCAGCAAAGGGUGUACUGCUGUCCUGAGGACUGGCUCUAAGUUAAGUAAGAUCACGUUAUGGACCAAUGAGUAUU
Castor canadensis (American beaver) is the source of this 3098-nucleotide messenger RNA. It is a transcript of the gene Mok, whose product is annotated as MOK protein kinase. Gene Ontology annotation, molecular function: ATP binding; protein kinase activity. Lineage: Eukaryota; Metazoa; Chordata; Mammalia; Rodentia; Castoridae. The record is from RefSeq and is a predicted model, not a curated record. Gene Ontology annotation, biological process: protein phosphorylation.